AUGGACGACGAAGCCGGUCCCAACAUGACCGUCUUCCUAUCAGUCGGCAUUCUAGUCGAGUUCUUGGCCAACUACAUGCAUUUGGUGGCUAUCGCUAGGACGGGACCGGCUCAACUUCACUCGUUCGACCAGCUUUCUUGGUGCGAAUUGCGAAGCAGACUCGGGCCUCAGCUACCCAGAACUUUCGUGAAGAGAUGA
Colletotrichum spaethianum is the source of this 198-nucleotide messenger RNA. RefSeq lists its product as uncharacterized. Lineage: Eukaryota; Fungi; Ascomycota; Sordariomycetes; Glomerellales; Glomerellaceae. The transcript has a single exon. The coding region runs from base 1 to 198 and encodes 65 amino acids. The record is from RefSeq and is a predicted model, not a curated record.